Messenger RNA from Physcomitrium patens, 2549 nucleotides. Its product is annotated as embryogenesis-associated protein EMB8. NCBI's taxonomy places the organism in Eukaryota, Viridiplantae, Streptophyta, Bryopsida, Funariales, Funariaceae. Gene Ontology annotation, molecular function: monoacylglycerol lipase activity; short-chain carboxylesterase activity. Gene Ontology annotation, biological process: lipid metabolic process. The record is from RefSeq and is a predicted model, not a curated record.
UGGCUUGUUAAAUUUUAGGCCACGAGCGUACGAGACCUUUCCUGUUCAUUGUAAUGUACUUCUCAGACUCAACAUCCUGUUUACUUGUCAGACUGGGUUUGUCUGUUGUCCUCAGACCACUAUUUCAUUGAAACUUGGGCCUCCACUGGGCUGAUCGCUGAACCAAUGCCUCUUGGUUAGAAUUGUGGUUGAAAGCAGAUUUGAGGUGCUUCGGUUUGCUUGUGGUAUUAUCGUGCCGUAGUUGUCAAGUAACGCAUUCGAAUCUGAAAUUUUCGGUGUCGAAACCUUCCUAGUUUCAUUUCUUCGGAGUGUUACGAAAAGGGGACGACACCUUGAGGCUCACAUGCCGAUUCCCAUGUACCGUACGCAUUCUGUGAACUGCAGAUUGACCUGAGAAAGGUGAAGGCGACCAGGUGAACAGGGGAGGAAGAUAGCUGAUGUUACUGAAGCCAUGCCUCCUAGUCCACUCAUUUCUUCACAGACCUGUAUGUGGGCCAUGGCGAAUUAGCUAUUCGUGUUCACUUGCGGCGUCACGAAGGAAUUGUAGAACCUGAAGGCAGUUAGGGUGCGAGGAUUUGCGCUUCAAUCACAGCGCAAUUCCUUUGUCUCCUUCCCUCAUGCUCUCUGCACGAGUGUCACCAAUCCUGGGCUCUUGUCAUGAUGCAAGGCUGGCGUUCGGACUGGUGGAGCGGGACGUAAGUCAGUUGCCUUUUGGAUCUGAUCUUCGAUUCUUCGUCGGAGCUCAAUCCAAAUUGAGCAAGUUUCCUGGAGGAUGCUCACCAAGCGCAGGCCGUGGCAGGGAGAUUCGAACCUCCUCAGUAGCAUUUCAGCCUGCCAAUCAAAUUCAACGAGCUGUGAAAGCGCAAGCUGCUAGCGAGUUGCCCUCGGCCGCAGCGGCCAGCUUGGGUGUCCUUGCAUUGAUCAUGGGAGGGAACUUCUCACAGGGCAAACCUCUUGAAAUCAUCGGUGAAGGCGCAGCGUUCAAUGCCUCGCUCCUUCCAAAACUUACCGAGCUAGAGAAGCCUUACAAGCCGUAUCCGUUCCUCAGCAAUCGUCAUGUCGAGACUAUAUUUGCUGCCUUUUUUCGGUCUUUGCCUGGGUUCACCUUCAGGCGAGAAUGCUUACGGAUGGCUGACGGUGGCACCGUGGCACUCGACUGGCCUCAACCCGAGCUUCAAAAUCCCAAGGCGGUUCUCAUCCUUCUGCCAGGUUUGACAGGCGGCAGCGACGACACAUACGUGCAGCACAUGACACGCCGCGCGCGAAACCAUGGUUGGGCUGUGGUUGUGUUCAACAGUAGGGGUUGUGCAGAUUCUCCCGUCACCACUGCCCAGUUCUAUUCCGGUUCAUUUACCGAAGAUUUGCGCCAAGUCGUGAAGCACGCCGCCUUCUUAUUCCCAUCCUUGCGAAUCUACGCUGCAGGGUGGUCUCUUGGUGCAAAUAUUUUGGUGCGAUAUUGCGGACAGGAGGGGGAUAGGUGUCCGCUGUCCGGGGCGGUUUCACUUUGCAAUCCGUUCAAUUUGGUGUUAUCUAAUGAGGAUUUCCAUAAAGGGUUCAACAAGAUCUACAAUAAAAGCCUUGCCAGGGGACUUCGAAGAAUCUUUGCCAAGCACGCUCAUCUGUUUAAGGAUAUUGGCGGCGAUUACAAUAUCCCUCUCGUUGAAAAAGCUACAACUGUGCGUGAGUUUGACGAUGGUUUGACAAGAGUGUCAUUUGGUUACAAAUCGGUAGAUGACUAUUACUUCGAUGCAAGCAGCUCGCGGUCGAUUAAGGAUGUCAAAGUUCCUCUCUUGUGUAUCCAGGCAUGGACGGAUCCAAUCGCUCCAGAGCGAGGUAUCCCUCGAGCAGAUAUUGCGGCAAAUCCGAACUGCUUUCUGGUGGUAACGCCAUACGGAGGCCACUUGGGGUGGAUAUCAGGGCCAGAGGCCCCAUUUGGGUGUCCAUGGACCGACCCAUUGAUAAUGCAAUACCUGGAGGCUUUGGAAGAGGCAGGGUCUGAUGCGCCCGCUUUUCGCAAAGUGCAGGAAGAUGGAGGAGACGUGGAGGUGGCGAGUGAGAGCAGUCGGCAAUCUACAGAGAGACCUGGGUUGAUGGAGUGAUGGCGUUGCGGAAUCUCUUCCCUCCCGCACUGACAUGCCAUCCAUCCCUCCCUCCCUCUCUCCCUCUGCAAAUCGAGUCUCAAUGCAGCGGUGAGUGCUUCAUCUAGAUCCCAGCGGUGGCUUUGAGCUUUUGAUUGUGCUUAUGCGGCACAGUUUCUCCUCCGGUGUGAUUCAUGUACCCUUGCAAUGGUGAGGAUAGUUUCCAGUGAUGUCCACAACGCAAGCACGGCUCUUUGUCUAGGAUGGUCCUCGGGGGACUGUAGCUCUUCCUUGCCAGGAUUUUGUCAACAGAUAAUUUUUGGGUUCUCAACAGCAAUCAAGACAUCGAGAAGGAUUCCAGGGCGGACUUCUCGGACGUUUCAGUAGUGCUAGGUUCUCCAUUGAUUGCUAUUGUUAUUAUUAUUGAUAUUAAUAAUACUGGAAGUUGCAUGUUGGUGCUGAGUUUGGGAA